Messenger RNA from Salmo salar (Atlantic salmon), 9529 nucleotides. Lineage: Eukaryota; Metazoa; Chordata; Actinopteri; Salmoniformes; Salmonidae. The record is from RefSeq and is a predicted model, not a curated record.
AUUACGCAUUUUACAAGAGUUUACUUAAUCAAAUGAUCCGUCAACAUUCUAAUGAUGAUACAUGUGUAAGAAGCCUGUAAUGCAAGAGCGAUGACGAUAUCCCAUAAUAGGACAUAAUGAGUCCUGACGCCACCUCCAUCCUUUCCCCUGUCCUCAAGGAGGGAAAGACGCAUGUAUGUGAGCAAGGAGUGAGAUGCAAACCGUGUCGGGGAGAUUGGUGGGGGUGUGUGCCUGUGUGCUCGCUGUGGCGACUGUAUUUACUGUAGCAGAGACCUCACUGCCGCGUGUGGCAGCGAUAUUGAUAAGGAACACUGGAUUGCCACUCUACAAAGGACUGUCCAACAGAGGGCAGUGUGAGAUUUGACCAAUCCCACACUCCUCCGGUCCCCUCAGGUCCUCGCUGUGUGUCUGCAGUUAGAAUCACCCCUCUGACAAGCAUGAAAGGCUCUCCUGAUCUGAUUCCGUCUGCAGCUAUAGAGCUGGACCCUACAAGGGUGUGUAAAGGGAAGGGGGUCGUGACUCUGAGGGCCACUCUGGUCCACAUAGACGACGAGGACUGCGUCAGUGAAGAAUCGAAUGUUGACACAGCACCAAGUGGUUGGAUCGGCCAGAUCAAUGGAGACAGCUCUCAAACGGGAUUGGCUGAUGGAGGCUUCCACGACAUCACAGCUGAUUUACCUACAGUCAACAGAACUCAAGCCCAGGGAAGUUCACCUUUGAAGACAGAAGAACCCCAGAUUCCUGCCUCUUUUGACAUUCAGAACUAUAUAUCGUCGACAAAGGCCACCUCUGCCUACCCAUCCACCACUAACACUGUCAACCCAACCAUAGUUCUGCUACAACACAACAGAGCAAUGUUGGCAUUUUCAGACCCCACCCCAGAGAGGGACAAAUCGCCUGAUCCAGGACCUGUAGUUGGAACAGAGAGAGAACUGAGACAACACCCAGAUAUGGACGGCAAGAGGAUGAGGUACUCUCAAUCCCAUAUCUUGGGCCCACUGAACCAGCCCAUCGUGCCAGUACGGAACACAGAUAAGUCCAAGGACUGGUACAAGAACAUGUUUAAAAAGAUACACAGAAUUCCAGAACCUGUUGAGGAAAACCCAUAUCGCCCCACCUACAUAUUCCCUGAAUCCUAUGAUCCUAUGCAGAUGAAAACAACAGAUGACGGUCACUCCCCCUAUGGUUAUGUGGAAGAUGUGAAAGCGGUCCCACGAUCAAAAAGUGCUGCUGAAGUUGACCAUAGGUCGUCUAUGCCUGUGCCAACACGGUCCUCUUCCCUCAAACCUGCCAAAAGGAACGACUGGGAGCCCCCUGACAAAAAGGUAGACACCAGGAAGUACCGUGCCGAGCCCAAGAGCAUCUUCGAGUACGAGCCGGGAAAAUCGUCGGUGCUGAAACUGGAAAGAAAGACUCAGCACAUUAGUCCAGAAGAUGUAGAUUUAGAGAAUGAGCCUUGGUAUAGAUUCUUUUCAGAGAUGGAGUUUGAUAAAGCGAGUGCCCCCUCUUUCAGCCCUCUGGAAACAGCCUCCGACCUACAGAAGUACUCCGGGUGUAAGGCCGGACACAGCGAGGUGGAGAAGGACGAAGUAUCGUCUGGCAGCGAGCCAGCGGCUCCAGAAUGCGACCGCUAUGUUUACAAGAGCAUCCUGGAGGGCGGUGAUAUUCCCCUGCAAGGUCUGCGGGCCCUCAACAAGCGCCAUGCCAGCACCUCCUCUAAAGUGGAUUAUCAAGGUGGGAAUGGCUAUAUAAUUUCACCCUGCUCUUCUGUAAAUAGUCGAUCAGUUCUUGCCAGUAAUGCCCUAGGUUACCAGUGUAAAAAUAAGAAGCCCUUAUCUGCCGCCAAAGCCUGCAUACCCCAAAUCCUCCCCUCUAAGUUCAAACCUAAGCUGAUGGCCCCUAGUGGUGACAGACAGGACAGGAGGACUGUGCCUGCCAGGCACCCAAAGGCACACAGCUGUGAGGAUAUAUACACAGGGAGCACAGGCGCAGAGGCCCAGGAGAGCGGACUACACUCAAACACAGACUCAGACUCCAAUGAUCUCCCCCUUGACUCUGAGACUGGUUUUCAAAAUGGCAACCCUGAGACUAGAAGGUGCACAGCAGAGUUCUCCACCCUGUACCGGAACAUGCACAGCAUCCAGAGGCCUUCCUACUCGGCGGGCUCCAGCCCCCACGGGAGUGUCCGUAGCCUGACUUCCCUGUUUGAAAAGGUGGGGAUCAAUGAAACUGAUGGGGAGGGGGACGAGGCAGGGGGGAACAUUCCCCGGCGGGACGCUGUGUCGUCAAGGGUGUCGGCGUUUGAACUGAUCAUCCAGCGCUCCAGCCCGACUCCCACACGCUCCUCCUCCAUGCCAACGCUACCCACUGGCCCCACCCACAACCACGGCGCCGCCAACCUCUUCAUGGUGUCUGCCGUCUCGGCUGAGAUGCUGCUGGUCACUGAGCCUGGGCAGACAGAGGGCUGCCCUCUGGAGGGCACGGAGGGCAAGGCAGCCCAAGACGAGGCCUCUCUAUCAGGCAGCGAGAUAGUGGAGGAGGUGGCAUCCUCGGAGUACAGUGACACCCUACGAGCCGAGUCUCUCUCUGGGACUGAGGUAGAGAUAGAGCAGCACGGCUCCACAGAGAAAGCACCAGUACCAAAAGUGAAACCCCCAGUGGUCACUUUCUCCAGAACCUCAAACAGUCCCCCAGCACCAGUCAAUCCAUCUGCUCCCCCACACAACUACCACCUCCACAACCACCACCACCUUAAACCCAGCAGCAAAUGCAAAGGCUCCUGCCCAGCCUCCUAUACCCGGUUCACCACCAUCCGGCGGCAUGAGAGGCAGCAGCAGGCCUCAGCUCAGCAGGACAAACUCUCCAACCGGGAGAAAAUAAAGAACUCCUCCUCUCCCCCCGCGAACCUCUUGCUCAUGGGCCCUGCACCAUUCAUGGUGAAGAGGUCUCUCCAGUCUCACCGGGCCAAACAUUAUUUCUCAGCCACUAAGGUGAUGGCAGGUCAAAGGUCACAGACCCAUUCUAGUGAGCCCAGGCCCCUCAUCCCACAGCGUCUCUCUUCCUUGGAGGUGCUGGAGAGGCUUGGCACUGGGGAGGGUGCGCCGACCGACAGUGACAACAACCUGACUAAUGGGGGAGGCAUGGACGCCAAUGGGAAUCUUCUGCAGCCGCUGGCAGCUCAUCGCAGAGAUUCAGACUCGUCCCAGGCUUUGACCCAAGGAGACCUUGGUGACGGCCAGGAUGAGGUGGUUAGGAGACGCCAUGGAGACAAAGAGAAAAUCUUAGAAGAGCAGCGGCGGCUGAAGAGGGAGCAGGAGGAGGCUGACACAGCAUCGAGGCGACACACAGGAAUCGUUCCCACCCACCACCAGUUCAUCACUAACGAACGCUUCGGAGACCUGCUCAACAUCAACAUCAACGACACAGACAAGAGGAAAUCCGGAUCAGAGAGAACUCCAGCCCUGGCUCGGUUUGACUUCAGAGCAGAGACUCUAAAGGAGUUACCAUUUCAAAAGGGAGACAUUGUGUACAUCAUUCGACAGGUGGAUAAUAAUUGGUUCGAAGGGGAGCAUCACGGCAGAGUCGGCAUCUUCCCACGGAGUUAUGUUGAGCUCCUUCCUCCCACAGAGAAGGCCCAGCCAAAGAAGAGUGCCCCAGUGCAGGUGCUGGAGUAUGGAGAGGCCAUAGCACGUUUCAACUUCACAGGGGACACGGUGGUGGAGAUGUCAUUUAGAAAGGGAGAGAGAAUCAUCCUAAUUCGCAGGGUCGAUGAGAACUGGUACGAGGGCAAGGUCUCCGGGUCCAAUCGCCAGGGUAUCUUCCCCGUCACCUACAUAGAGGUGCACAAACGACCCAGAGUCAAGAAUGGAUUGGAUUAUCCAGACCCACCCAUUGGCCAAUCACCUCACCGCAGCCUCAAUGCUUCCCCUCAGCUGGUGAAGAAUGAGAUUGACUACCAUGGUAGAACCUCCAGGAGCCCUGUCAUGUUGUUUGACAUCCAGGACAACAACAUGAAUGCUAACUCAUUUGCGGAAGCGGUUUGUAAUGAGAUCAUGAAUAUAGCUGAGACCUCGGUGAGGUACUGCAGCACUCUCUCCCCCCACCCCCAUGACUCUGUCCUUCACAGACUCCUGCCCCCCCUUCACCCCAGUAAACAAUCUCUCAUCAUUUCCCAGCAACCCCAGUCCCACAGCAGCAGCCCGGAGCCGAGUCGUCUCAGUUGUGGAAUUUUCCAGGCUUUGUACUGUUACGUGCCACAGAAUGAGGAUGAGCUGGAGCUGCAGGAGGGAGAUCUUGUCAGCGUAAUGGAGAAGUGCGACGACGGCUGGUUUGUUGGUACCUCAAAGAGGACCAAACAGUUUGGCACGUUUCCAGGAAAUUACGUGAAAGAGGUCAACUUGUAACCUGUCAACAAACAUUUAUAGUGUGAGGAGAACCCAGCUCUAACCCUUGGUUACUGUUCAAGUUUUGGGAAGGCAUUACUAUUGCGCUUGAUUGUGUAAAUUAGGAUAGUCAUUCAGCCAGGUGAAUACGUUUGUCUGGUGUAAGUGAUCAGUUUGGUGUGAGGUAUGUUAAUGUACAUGAGGCGAAGACAGGAAGAAGCUUUGCUGUUGACUCACUGCCCAAACGUCAGUGUGGUGUAUACGUACUCCAACCAUAUCCUACACAGUACAUGGCUGAAUUUAUAAUAUCAUAUUCUGACAAUGGAACUUUUAGUUGAAAAAAAACUCCUCCCAAAAUGUCAGCACAUACAGACUAUGUUAUACAAUGAGUUUACAAAACAUUAUGAACACCAGAUUGUUCCAUGACAUAGACUGAUCAGGUGAAUCCAGGUGAAAGCUAUGAUCCCUUAUUGAUGUCACUUGUUAAAUCCACUUCAAAUCUGUGUAGAUGAAGGGGAGGAGACGGGUUAAAGAAGCAUUUUUAAUCCUUGAGACAAUUGAGACAUGGAUUGUGUAUGUGUGUCAUUCAGAGGGAGAAUGGGCAAGACAAAAGAUUUAAGUGCCUUUGAACGGGGUAUGGUAGUAGGUGCCAGGCGCACCGGUUUGUGUUAAGAACUGCAACGCUGCUGGGAUUUUUAAUGCUCAGUCUGUUUCCCGUGUGUUUCACGAAUGGUCUACCACCCAAAGGACAUCCAGCCAACUUAGCACAACUGUGGGAAGCAUUGGAGUCAAUAUGGGCCAGCAUCCCUGUGGAACGCUUUCAACAUGCCCCAACUCAAUAUUAGGAAGGUGUUCUUAAUGUUUUGUACACUCAGUCUGUAUUCUUGUACAGUAUAUAUAGUAGCUGUGGUGUGUCAUUGUGAUUGUUAACUACUAUACAAAGUAUUUUUGAAGCACAUGAAUGUCUAUCUACAGUAUAUGGGAGAGGUCAGCAGCAGAGCAGUUCAUGGAUCAAGAGAGUGGAUCGUAUAACUACCAUGAUGGAUCAGGAGGGCUCAAAUGAGUUGUUGUUGAUGAGCUAGACAAAUAUGAGCUGUAAUUCAUCAGCUGCCUUUCAGGACCUUUUUUGGCGAAAGCCUUUUUCAUUAACUUAGAAUGCGGAUACAUACAUCUGAAGGUUGACAUGACAUGCUAAGUCGUCUAGAAGAUGAGGAAAACCCAGUAACUAGGAAAACCCAGUAACUAGUAGUGUUUGGUUAGACAUACCAUGGAGCUAGCAGGCUGUAUGUGAUGGCACAUACUUGGACAGUGACCAACAAACCCUAUUCCUUGAUUAGUAUUUUGAAAACCCUUUGACCUGACAGUGAACUUCGAGAAACAAAUUUGUAGAAUUGUGGAAUGGCUUGGUUUUAUUAGCUCAGAAUGCACUGAAAACUAUAAAGCUAUGUUUGUGACAAUGUAGUCAAUGUAGGCUUGUAGUCUUCAUAAAAUAGCAGAGCGUUCUUACCUCAGUGUAGUCCAAAUGCUUCCAAUGCCAUUUUAGUAUUGCCUUCGUUUUCGAACCAAUGUUUGUACUAGAAUUCGAGCAUGUUCAUGUGCAUGAUAGAAAUCCGGAAAUGCUCAAACACGUUAGCUAAUAUUAGCUCAGCGUUCUGUCAGUUGAAGUGAUUAAUACAAUCAGGAAGACUGGCUGUGCUUUGUACAUACCUGAUUAAGACAGAUCAUGCAUGUGUAUGCAGGAGUGUACGUGCAAGCAAGAGUGUAUGCCUAUGUGUCACACCUAUGUGUCACACAUCUCUUAUCAAUUCUUUUUUUCUGUCAUCCUGUACAGCAUAUCUGUCCCUUAAAAUUAGAAGUAACAUUAGCUGUCUGAUCUUUUGUGAUUCCUGUGAGGUAGCUGGUGGCAGACAGCUGCCUAAGCUAUACUGGCUCCAGUGAAACCACAGGACAGGCGUGGUAUGCCACUCUUUUUAAAGCACUUAACUUCCGCCCGUGGUAAUUUUGGGGCUUUCUCCUCACACUAAUUGUAUACUAAUUCAUUUGAAGUUUAAAAAAAGCCUUUCGUGAACUAACACUCGCACUUUACUUUUUUCCCCCCUUACUAGCUCUGACUUUGCUAAUAGCUACUUUAUUGAGGAAAAAUGUACUUACUAUGACUGUGAUAUGUGGUUGACCCACCUAGCUAUCUUAAGAUGAAUGCACUAACUGUAAGUCGCUCUGGAUAAGAGUGUCUGCUAAAUGAUUAAAAUGUACAUGUAACUCUUUGUUUGAGUAACGAUUGAUUUUAAUUUGUGAGCAUUUUACUUUUUACAUUUGACAAAUGAUAUAUACCAAUAUUGUUGGAUACAGGGGCCUUUUAUACACAGUAGACUACGUGUAGCCUCAGUGUAGCAUCUGAGAGUGCUAAGCUAUUUAAGAGCAUUAAACUAUAUCAAUGCCAUUAUUAUUUUGAGGCCAGCACGUACAACCAGAAAAACAUUACUCAUUAUCUUUGAACUGGAUUGCUCCCUCAGGGAAGAUUGCUUUGAAUUCGGAUAUCAACGCAUCGAAACAGUCUUCCUGUGAGGACAGACUGGUCCUCAGUCUGAGAGCCACAUCAGAUCACCACGCCGGUAACAGCCACCAUACGUCAGAAUAUAUCCUGAAAACGUAGCAGAUUGAAAUAAGAAUGUAUUGUGUUGUGGCAGCUCUACUUUCUUCUCUCUUACUUUGUUCAUAUCAAAUUCUUUCUCCUUAUGACUCACUGCUAUGCUUUCUUCAAAGGAAUCCUCAAUGUCAUGAGUGACAUUAGUCUGGGUUCACUAGGCAAUAGAAUUGAAAUGUGUUUCUACGACAAAAAAAAGUAUAUCUGUCAUAAGACUAUCAACAUCUAACUAGUAUUAUUACCUUUAUAGUAAUACUUCAUCUACUUAAUGAUGACUUAUGUUAAAUAUCGUUUAAAGCUAUUACUGCCAUGUUCACAUUGUCAGUUUGAAGUGACUCAAAUCCUAUUUAUUUGCAUAUCCGAUUCAAAUCUUUUCUUUGUCCUGCAGUCUGAACAGCCAAAAACCACAUGGAAUCUGAUAUUUCAAGCCACAUUUCAAACCACCUUCGUAGGUGGCUUGAAGUCAGAUACAUAUCUGAUUCCUGGCCAUGUGACUUGUGUCUUAAUGGUCGAAUCUGAUUUAUUUGCCCUCAAGUGGUUUUUAGACUGUUGUUUGGCAUAUCUUGUUGCUUGCUAGCUACUUUGUUGACCGUUUGACAAGAACAUGUGGUAACUUACUAGCUUCUUAAUUGUUUACAAACAAAUGAGUGAAUGUUCUAGAAAGCCUAAACAGCUACCUAGCUAGCUAGUUGGCUGCUGUGGCGAGCCAAAAAAAUAAUUUGUUUUGAAAGUUGGAUCAUCUUAUCCGUUGAGGUUUUAAAAGUGUUCUUACACUGUGACUUUGAGCAUUCAAAGCAACUGGGAAACGUCCAUGGCAGGAAUUGUUAUCAACUUAGCUUGCUACAUAACUUCUGAGUGAUGGGAAGCACGAGCACCAACACCAAUCAGCCUACACCACUGAGCGCACACCAGUCGUUACUAUGACAACUAGCGUAGCCAUGUCAGCAAAUGACUGCCGUCUGAACACACACACAUCCGAUUUGGUCACUCACUUGUAACCUGCUGUUUGGACAGUCAGUGUUCCAAAACUGAUUUGAGCAUUAAGGCUUAGGUGGCUGCCACCUAUCAUGUUACCUUGUGAGAUAUUUAAGUACAGUUCUGCCUGUUUACUCAUCUGUCAGUUGUACUUGAAAGGAAUAGAAAGCUUCAUUCUGUCAAGCUGUUACAGUGUUUGUCAUUGACAUGAGACAAUACAACACCCAAACAUUCAACAUCAUUGUUUUUCCCUAGCUUGUUAACAGCCAACAGCCAACAUUGAUGAGAAUAUAGUCUUGUGUAACAGUUGUUUUAACGAAACCAGUUACAUUGUACUAAAUUGCUGAGUUUGUCUCUACAUCAUUCGUAUGACUAUCAAGAAGUAUUUUGCGGCACUAGGAGAACAUAGAUGAGGGUUUCUACUGUAUGGUCAUUCAUGUGUUUGUAAAUUUCAGUAUUUCUCCCCUUGGUUUGCUGUACAUAACUUCCUUAACUUGUUUCUGAAGGAUAAUCCGAGUGGUUGUAUUGUGACUCAGCUGUGAGCUGUUUACCCCAUAGAGAUACAGUAUUACACAGUGUGUUCUAUUUCAUUCUGUGGUUUCCACCAUGCUAGCACUUGCACUAUAGCUAUUAUUACCCCAUCUCCAACACAGAGACAAUGACAUCCAAAGUCAAAGCAAAGCUUACAGAAUAAGGUCCAGAGACAACUGAAUACGGAAAUGUCUGUUCCAUGUCAAACUGACUGUAUGAUAGACUUUGGCAACAAGCAAUCACUCUUCUUGUGGUAUCAUAUCAUAGCCUCACAAGUCAGUGUAAAAUGUUGAUGGGAUAAUGUGCUCCGUGAAACAUCGCAGGAUGUAUGAAUGUAUGAUUGUGGAGUACUGUAUAACACUCAUUAUGUAACAAGGAUCAGUCAGCUUGAAUUAACAUGUAAAACAUUAAACAGCCUGGCACAAUAAGAAUUGUAAAUAUGUAUAAUAAAGAAGUAUGGAAUGCAAGCGAUGGGAAAAGUCACAUGAAGCUCUCUGUUGUUUUUUUUGGGGUGGGGGGGCAAAGCACAGAGUGAAGAGUUAUUGAGCACAGACCGUUUGAUGCAUACGAAGUAAAGUUACGUUGCCAUUUGAUGAGGAUCGUAAUGCCUGAUGUCAGAUGCAAAUUGUGCCUCAUUUUCAUGAGCUUUUAUUGAUUAUCACAGAAAUGUAUCCAUAUGUCAUGUUUAAGGAUAUUACUAUUGUUUUCCCCUGUUGUUUUUUAGUAUUUGUGAUGGGAGAAGACAUGUACUAAAGAACAUGAUAGCGACUGGACUAAAGUGUGACACAACGCUUCAAAUAAAUGAUUAAUCAUCAUAAGUAUGUGUUCAUUAGUUUUCCCGAGACGCACAACCUGCAGCAGGUUUUGUAUGUUUGCUUAUUUUUUUGCGGUGCUGUUACAAUGUCAAUAUUAAAAUGAAGACAACACUAUUUACUGCUGUGAUAUUACUAUUGAUAUUUCGGUAUUAUGCAAUAUUUAAUAAACUAUAUAAAGCAUC